CGGGUCCCGGGAACCGAACCGGCUGCAGGGGAGGGGGGCCCCCGUGGACUUGGGGAGGGGAAAGCCAUGGGGGGGCACCCCCCCGGAACCCCUUUCCCGGGCGCGCGCUCUCCGCUGGAAGAGGCGCGGAGAGACACUUUCCCCGGGAUCCUAAGUGUGGGGGCGGUUGGCUGGGGGGCCCGUCCGGCCCCGCGCCCGAGGCUUGGGAAAGCGAGUUGGCGGAGGGAGCGGAUUACGUGCCGGGCCAUGGCCCUGCGGCCCCGGCCCCGGCCACGAUGACCUCUUUGCCCUGCCCCCUCCCUGGCCGGGACGCCUCCAAGGCCGUCUUCCCAGACCUCGGCCCCGUCCCGUCGGUGGUGGGUGCCUACCCGCUUGGCCUGUGUCCCACAACCGCAGCCUCCCCCGAUCUGCCCUACUCCCGGCCGUAUGGCCACCUCCUGUCCUACCCCUACGCCGGGCCGGCGGCCCCCGGAGAUUCCUACCUGCCCUGCCAGCAACCCGCGGCGCUCUCCCAGCCCCUCCGCGGCCUCCCAGAGCAUCCGCGGGAGCCAGAGACAGACUUGGAGAAGCCACCGCUGUCCCCAGAGCUCUCAGAGCAGCGUCUACAGGCCCCAGCCAAGAAGCUGCGCAAGCCGAGAACCAUCUACUCCAGCCUGCAGCUGCAGCACCUGAACCAGCGAUUCCAGCACACACAGUACCUGGCGCUGCCCGAGAGGGCCCAGCUGGCCGCGCAGCUCGGCCUCACCCAGACCCAGGUAAAGAUCUGGUUUCAGAACAAGCGCUCCAAAUACAAGAAGCUCCUGAAGCAGAACUCUGGGGGCCAGGAAGGGGACUUACCUGGGAGGACUUCCUCCCUGUCUCCCUGCUCUCCAGCCCUUCCCUCCCUCUGGGAUCUCCCCAAAGCAGGGGUCCUGCCCACUGGUGGUUAUAGCAACAGCUUGGGAGCCUGGUAUCAGCAUCACUCCCCAGAAGUCCUGGCUCUGCCUCAGAUGAUGUGAGUCUGGAAAGGGCGAGUCAUGCCCUCAGCCCUCCUAUAAAGUCCAGGACCCAGCACCCCUUCUGGGCUGGGAGGAAACCAACUCCAGAUGGAUUAUCUCUAGAGAACAAGGAAUUAGAGGAGAAAAGAGGAUGGAGUGGGGUCUUGGACCCCUAACCCACAUAGCUAAAUCAAGGACCUCGGCCAGAACUGCUGUCCCCCACCACUUUUAUGGAUGGGGCACCUUC
Molecule: messenger RNA, 1224 nt
Organism: Carlito syrichta (Philippine tarsier)
Lineage: Eukaryota; Metazoa; Chordata; Mammalia; Primates; Tarsiidae
Gene: DLX4
Product: distal-less homeobox 4
Exons: 3
Coding region: 276-998 (240 amino acids)
Biological process (GO): cell differentiation; embryo development; negative regulation of transcription by RNA polymerase II
Molecular function (GO): DNA-binding transcription factor activity, RNA polymerase II-specific; RNA polymerase II cis-regulatory region sequence-specific DNA binding
Source: RefSeq, a predicted model, not a curated record